AAGAGGCUAGAUUGAUUAAAAUGCUUCUUUGGGCUUUUCUUAUUGGGUAGUUUGUCAUUAUAUUCUCUAUUCUAUAAGUGUGAAGGUAUUUUAGUAACCUAAGGGGAUGCCAAAAGUGGAUUUACUAAAAUAAACUCAGUUCUUCACUUAUAUAAUAGAGAUUUAUUCAGUUAUAUGUCAUUAUUAAAGCCGAUUGAUUUUUUUUUUUUAAACAGGCUAAUGCUUCGUUACAUAUGAAUAACGACAAUUUCUCCAUGAACUUUCUCCCAAUGAAUGUUCCUUAAGGCAUCCACAACAGCAACCAAUACACAUAUUGGUGAUCAUCCCUCAUUGCAUACAAAUGAUGAUAUUCCUUUCAAUCCUGAACAAGAUGUGAUUGGUGAUAAUUUAACAUUGCAUACAUCUGAUGAUAUUCCCGGUCCACCACCGCGUAGGAAGAGGGGGAGGCCUCCCCUCGCGGAGGGACAAAGUAAGUCGAAGAGAAAGCCGGGAAAGCCUUGGGUUCCCGGCGGAUCAGGAAGACCACCAAAUUCAGUGAGGGGUGGGGGUACGCCAAGAGUGAAGCACACCUCACCGAGGACAUAUCCGGGUCUUGUCGUCGAAUUGGUUAAUGAGUUGUGUCCUAUACGGCGUGAGUGGGUGGAAAAGGCUGGUUUUGGGUCCAUUCUGAAUCUUAAAAUCCAGAAGGUGGAUAGAUUAUUUUUGGCAUGGUUAGAGAAAAGGUGGGACUGCAAAAGGCAGGUAUUGCGUAUACGUGAUGACUAUGAGAUAACCAUUGACGAGAAUAUGAUUUCCUGGAUAACUGGUGUUCCACUUGGGAUGUAUAAGUUCCAUAAUCUUAAAAAAAAUGACAAGGAGGUGCAGAAAUAUUACGAUGAAUACGUCAUUGGUAGCGCAAUUGGUUAUGUCACCGUUUACAACAAAUGUUUGUUGGAAGAGGACCCUACAGUUUUCCUCCGACAUUUCAUACUACUAACAUUUGGAUGUCUAUUUUGCAUGAAUACAUACAAUUCCAUCACCCCAAAGUUGUUGCCUAUCCUUAAGAGAACAUAUAUAUUUGAACCAUACCCUAUAGGAACACCACUGGCACCGCCUCCGUGGGCAUUGCCAAAGGUUCAAUUGGGUCAGCCUAGGGUUGAUAAACCAAUUUUGCCAUCUGAUGAUGCAAAGAAGUCAGACCUCCGCUGCAGGGCUUUUAAGUUAAGACGUCCCAAGAAAACAACGGGUCAAACACCAGGGAGCAAAGAGGUCCCAGAGUCAACCCACACUACUGAAACGGCAUCUGAGCAUGUGACUCAGUCAUCAAAAGAAGAUGUUGGUAAAAACCAGAAGAGGAGGGCAAAAGGAGAUGGCGUAGAUCGUGUUGAUGAAACGAGUUCUGAUGAUGAAACGGAUUCUGACAAGGAAACAUUGAAUUACAAAACAAAGGUUGAUCCUACGGAGAAGAACAUUUCUGAAAUUAUUCUUAGAAGGAAAAUAUUUGGAGAUCAAGUACUUUUCACAAGUGAUUCCGUUUCACUUAGUCGAGAUAUGCUCUACAAUUCAUUUAAGAAGAAGGGAGAGAUUUCAAUGGAGGUUAUGGCUGCUUGGUGCAGAUGUUUGAACAAACACAUCCUUGAGAUUUCUGGAUUGAAGACUUACGUUGUCCUCCCCGAAAUGAUGGCUGAAUUGUUGGGUGUUGGUGUGGACAAGAAGCAAUUUAACGUUAUCAUGAACAAACGAAAAAGGCAGUUCAUAGAUGACAUGAAGAAGGGAUUUGAUUUUGUGGAAGUAGAAAAGUUAUUCAUACCUGUUUAUUACAAAGGGUGUUGGAUUGUCAUGAAAACAAGGAAAGGGAAAAAAAAUUCGAUGCUGGUUUAUGACCCAAGAACUAAACCUUCCACGGUUAAUGGUAUCAGCCACAUUAUUACAACACUGAAUGUUGUGUUACACGAAAUCAGUGAAUUAAUCGGAUUGGAAAUCCCUAGCUGGAACAUAAGGCAGUAUGAAAUUCAUAUGUAUGAUGGAGAGGCAAAGCAGAAGCACAAAGAAGACGGGGGUUUACUAUGUAUGGUUUUUUUGAUGUCAUCCAUAGAAAAUGUCGGAGAGUGGUUGGAGAUUUAUCAGACGAAUGACAAGGAGAUCCGCAAGUACAUGCUUGGACGUCUGGUUGCCAACUCCUACAACAAGAUCAAUGCCAAAGAGGUUUUAAGAACAAUUUCAAAUGGUAGGGAAUAAGUAGUAUGCACAUUAAUGUUCCAAAAACAAUGUUUAACGUAUCUGUUGUGGCUCGUUUGGUAUGUAAUGGAGAUAGGGAUAGAGAUAGAGAUAGGGGUAGGGACAAGAAUUGGGACAAGACUCAUUUGGUAGGUAAUGGGGAUAGGGAUAGGGAUAGGGAAGGGAUUGAGAUAGGGAUAGGGACAAGAUGGGAAAUUCAUUGCAUUUAUCCUAUUCCUUGUUAGGUAUAGUAUUUGAUAUAUAUUCAGGAUAACAUAACAAUUUUACUAUAUUGUCCCUUUAAAAUGGUAAAGUUAAACAAGACUUAUAUUAUUAACAGAAUAGGAUGUAUAAGGGUAAAAUUGUAUUUUCUCACUUUAAUGAAAAAUCCUCAUUCCUAUA
Messenger RNA from Spinacia oleracea (spinach), 2598 nucleotides. RefSeq lists its product as uncharacterized. The transcript is spliced from 8 exons. Bases 274 to 2217 code for a protein of 647 amino acids. The record is from RefSeq and is a predicted model, not a curated record. Lineage: Eukaryota; Viridiplantae; Streptophyta; Magnoliopsida; Caryophyllales; Amaranthaceae.